AUGGCGAGUCAGUCCCUUCGUCCUAGGAUUCACCGCUAUUUUUUGAAUACCCCGCCCUCCGAAUGGAAUAUCACCGAUUUCCUCAAUCAGCAGUGGCAGAGGAGUGAUAAGCCUUACGACCAUAAUAAGGCGGUCGGCAGCUGGGCCACAUCGCUCACGCAUCUUUCCAAGGAUGAGGAUCCCGAAAGGGCGUCUUGCGCAAAGCAGAAAUGCGAGAGGUUCUAUCUCAACAACUGCCGAGGGCAGCUAUCCGAUCGAAUGAUUGCGCAGAACUGGCACAACAGAAUGAGUAAGAACAAGAGGAAGAGGGAGUCGCAGCAGCCUCCGGGGAUGCCGGUGCCCAUGAGGCAGAAAAUCCAGAAUACGUUUAACAUGAAUGGCGCGGCGAAUAACGUGCUUGGGGCAGUAACAGCGGGGGUGGUGAACAACGGAUCUGGAGGCGCAGUCCCGGACACAACUCGCAACCGCGAAUCACCCCACCUGGGCCCUACUAGUGAGAAUGCGGGUGGUUCUAGUCCCCUUAGCAUCGCCAGCGACCCGGAAGAAUGCCACGAAAACAUACACCUCCAGGAAACACUCCGUAGCCUCGGCCAUUUCUACAGCAACAUGGCCGACAAAGUUGCCCUGCCUGACAACCGAUUUCUAGAAGAUGUCCUGUAUCAGCACGUUCUUACACUGGAGGAAUUGAGCCCCGCCCACUUCUUCAUUGUCGACGACAAACUUCUUGAUGGGAUUCUAAAGACACCAGAGGAGAAGCAGGAGGUGUUGCGCGGGGUAGUGCGAUUCCCGCCAUUCCCGAAGAACCUGCGGAAAAGUAUGAUGCAGUACCGGGGCGCAAAAACGGCUGCUCAAUGUCGGGCUAUUGCGCGAGAUAGUCCCGAUAACCAGGAUAUCCAAUGGAUCGACGAUGUUUUCAGACAUGUUGUUGACUUGAUCACCAAUUCGGGCAACAUCCUGUCCUAUGACGGCCUUAACGAAGGGGUAUGGGACUCCCUUGUCUACCCUCCUCUGUGGGAUAAAUACCUCGCCAGCAUCCACACUAUGGUUCUCCAACGCAAGGAAAUACCGCUCGUCGCCCUCGCGCCAUAUGCGUACCUCCCCGGACGCCCACCCCACUAUGAUGGCGUAGUCCAAUCCCGCGCACUGCGCGGCGGCAAACGGCGCAGCAAUCGCUACGAGUUUGCGGUCUUCGAGGUCACGCGCAGCAGCUCGGACACAAAGAAACUGAGUGUAGACCGCGAGAAGCUGGUUGCAGGGUGCCGGGCUAUGCUUUGUAGUCUGAUGGAGCUGGUCGAGUAUGAUGCGGAGGCUAUUGCGAAGCUCGUGGUUGUGGGUGUGUUGCAGGGUGGCCUCGGAACUCGUCUCUUGACAAUGUCGUGUAUCGGCCGGAACGUGUUUUAUCUUCGUGAGGGCGAAUGUCGGAAUCUACCGGUCGGUUUGGGGGGCCUAACUGCGCUGUAUGAUGUUGUUCUUGAUGUCUGGAAGGCAAAGUGGGCGAUUCAAAACACAGAGACGGCAAUUGAGGAGUUUCUUGAGAAGAAGCAGUUUCAAGAGGAAGAGGAGAGGGAGAGAAGAUGGUUGGAGGGGGAAAGAGAAAGAGAGACGGAGACGGAGGAGGAGGAGGAGGAUGAAGACGGUGUGUGCGGGGAAUGCCAUUAA
Molecule: messenger RNA, 1659 nt
Organism: Morchella importuna
Lineage: Eukaryota; Fungi; Ascomycota; Pezizomycetes; Pezizales; Morchellaceae
Exons: 8
Coding region: 1-1659 (552 amino acids)
Source: RefSeq, a predicted model, not a curated record